This is a messenger RNA of Cercopithifilaria johnstoni, 681 nucleotides long. NCBI's taxonomy places the organism in Eukaryota, Metazoa, Nematoda, Chromadorea, Rhabditida, Onchocercidae. The record is from the annotation of a GenBank genome assembly.
AUGAAUGCAAGCAGUAGCAGUGGGGGCAGCAAUGCAUGUUUCGUAAGUGAAGGAUGCAGUAAGUAUGUGAUACCAGGUGAUCGACUGUUUCCUAUUAGCGAGCAGUUGAAAGCAGGUAUUGGUACUUACGAAUUGUUCGGACAUAUUUAUGCAUCGUUAGCUGGUACCCUACAUAUGUAUACAACUGUCGAGCGUGAUAAAGAAAUGAAAAUCGUGGAAGUGCGACGAGAAUCGGAAAAAGAGAAACGACAUGUCAUGCCAUAUGUUGGAUGUAUUGUAACUGCAAAGUUUGAGUUGUCAAGCGGAAAAUUGUAUUUUCCGGUGCAAAAUAUUGGCCAAAGAUUUGCCAAGUGUGCGAUACACUGUGUAGAAUGUUCCGCUUUAUCUCACGAAUUUAAUGGAAUAUUGAGGAAAGAGGAUAUAAUGGCUGUCGAGAAAGAGAAAACAAAACUGGAGCAGUGUGUACAUCCCGGUGAUGUUAUUCUAGCACGUGUUAUUGGCUUCGGUGAUAAUCAGCAUUCAUAUUUGCUCAGUACCAUAGAAGAUGAAUUGGGUGUUGUGAGCGGUAUUGGUGAUUUGGGUGAGCGGAUGGUACCGUGUUCUUUUAGUGAAGUAAAAUCAGUUAUAACAGGUGCGCGUGAACCUCGAAAAGUUGCACGUAUACCUGAUUUGAAUCAUUAA